Dentiscutata erythropus is the source of this 804-nucleotide messenger RNA. The record is from the annotation of a GenBank genome assembly. NCBI's taxonomy places the organism in Eukaryota, Fungi, Glomeromycota, Glomeromycetes, Diversisporales, Gigasporaceae.
AUGAAAUUAUUAUUUAAAUUUUCUAUUCCUACCUUACAAUUUCAAUUUUCUCCUUCUCCUCCUAAGAAAAAUUCUGUUGAAACUCUUUAUCCAAGUCUAUCUCGAGCUGCUACUGCAAGAGGCGCCGCUGCUCGUCACAGCAUAAUGUCUACUGAGUCGAAUAAUGAAGUAGGCUCUUGGUCCUCGCUUGACGACCCAGCACCUGUUGACAUUAAAGAAAUUAUACCUUUGACCGCUCUUUGCCCUGAACAAGAAAUUCACAGGGCUGCCUUUAAAAUUCUACAACAAUGUAUUGACUUUAUAAAGAAUUUACCUAAAGAUGAUUGUUAUGUAUUUGAAAGUAAGGUUGUUCCUCCAAGUACUAUUGGAAAACACGUUAGAGCUUCUGUCGAAGAUAUAGAAUAUAAUGAUUAUGAUUCAGUAGAAACGAUAAAUGAAUCGCAUAAUUGGAAUGUUGAUUACGAUCGUAGAGAACAUGAUCUUCCAAUAGAAUUAUCACGUACAACUGCUGUAAAACAACUUUUGAAAUUACAAUCAACUAUUCUUAGUGAUUGUACAUCCAUACCAUUAAAUACUGUUAUAGAUGUAAGCGCUAUAGUUGACGUUGAGAUGUUAGAUGGUUCUCUAACUUUACAAUCUACAUAUGGUAGAGAAUUAUGGUUUUGCUGUCAUCAUGCAUUUCAUCAUUAUGCUCUUAUCAAAGCCAUAUGUAUAGAACAAAAUAUUCCAUGUCCACAAGACUUUGGUCUUGCACCUUCCACAAUCAAAAAUGCUGGGUUACCUGGAAAUUUUGUAGAGAAAUAA